This is a messenger RNA of Gastrolobium bilobum, 889 nucleotides long. RefSeq names its product class 10 plant pathogenesis-related protein 2F-like. Gene Ontology annotation, cellular component: nucleus; cytoplasm. The transcript is spliced from 2 exons. Gene Ontology annotation, molecular function: protein phosphatase inhibitor activity; signaling receptor activity; abscisic acid binding. The record is from RefSeq and is a predicted model, not a curated record. The coding region runs from base 117 to 590 and encodes 157 amino acids. Gene Ontology annotation, biological process: abscisic acid-activated signaling pathway; defense response. NCBI's taxonomy places the organism in Eukaryota, Viridiplantae, Streptophyta, Magnoliopsida, Fabales, Fabaceae.
CUCUCCCCAAGUCAUAACCGCAUCACAAACACCACUACUCCCCUAGCUACCAUAUAUCUUCUUCUCAUACUAGCUAAGCUUUCAUUAGUCCUUCUUUAAUUAUUUGUCUUUGGAUCAUGGGUGUUUUCACUUUCGAGGACGAGGAAGUUUCCACUGUGGCUCCAGCUAAACUAUACAAAGCUCUUGCAAAAGACUCUGACACCAUCAUCCCAAAGGUUGUUGAGGCCAUCCAAAGUAUUGAAAUCGUUGAAGGAAAUGGAGGGCCUGGAACCAUUAAGAAGCUCACCGUUGUUGAAGGUGGCAAAAGCAUCUAUGUGCUGCACAAAGUUGAAGCAAUCGAUGAGGCUAACUUAGGAUACAACUAUAGCUUAGUUGGAGGGACAGGGUUGGAAGAUAUUUUGGAGAAAGUGUCAUUCGAGACCAAGGUGUUGCCUGGCCCAAACGGUGGAUCAGUGGGGAAGCUCGUCGUCAAAUACCAUACCAAAGGCGACGCUGUCCUAUCGGAAGAGGUGCGUGAGGGUACAAAGGCAAAGGGAACCGCACUUUUUAAGGCUGUUGAGGGCUACGUUUUGGCAAAUCCUGAUUACUAGAGUCCCAUAGACCAUAGUGAAUCAAGGACUUUUUUAAGUUUGCGUGACAAUAAAUAAGUUGGAGCUUCUGUUUAAAUAUUUGUAUUGGUCCUUAUAUAUGUAUGUGGCUUUAAUUGUUGAGUUGCCUUUGGGAGUUUGUGUUUCUGUGGAUGAAUGAUUGAGUGCUGGCUAUGUACUGCUCCCAUCCCCCUAAAAUUGAUGUGUGUUGAAGUCUUGGCACCAUCUUUUACCCUGUAAUUCAUAAUACAAUGGAAUGAAGCUUAUUUAAAAAUGAAAAUUAAUAAAGUGGUUCUUUAAUU